UGCAUACGUGAUAAAAUGCACAUAAGUGUUUGUGACAGUUUGUGUGCCGAAGAAUUUGUUAAAUUAAUUUAUAUUUUUUCAUAAACAUAAAAAGCGUGUUUGUUUUUCAAUAAUAUAUUGGGUAAUGGUAUCCCGUUUGGGAUACUUUUCAACAUUUCUUCGUAAUUCGGAAUAAAAUUUCUUCAGUUUACGUGCGAUGUCAUUAUUAUAAUUCAUUUUGUAUACCGGCAUAAGAAACUUCAAAAUCUACAAAUCAUGUCUUCCAAAGCCGUUCUGCGAAGUUGGACUAGAUUCUGUUCCCUAGUUUCAACUCACAGCACCACACAGAGUAAACGUUCCAGUUUAAAAUACUUUGGUGCUGGAAUCUUGGCAGCAGGAAUUGUGGCUUACAAGACCUCAACUUCUCAAGUUCUAGCCGCCGAACCCGAAUUAAAUACAAAAUUAUUCAUGGCAGAGCCCAUCACCAGUAAGGAAACCUUGAUAAAUAACAAAAAUGACAUGAAGACCAAGAUGGAACUGCUCAUUAUGAAAAUACAAGCAGAUUUUUGUAAAGAAUUGGAAAAACUAGAAGACAGGGAAGAUCGGUUUCAGGUUGAUCGAUGGACCAGAAAGGAAGGAGGUGGUGGGAUAACUUGUGUUUUGCAAGAUGGUACUGUUUUCGAAAAGGCAGGUGUCAAUAUUUCCGUUGUUUCCGGAAUUCUACCACCGGGCGCGAUCCAGCAAAUGAGAGCCCGAGGGAAAAGCAUUGAAGAGGGAUCAUUGCCAUUCUUCGCUGCUGGUGUCAGUGCUGUCAUUCACCCUAGAUCUCCAAUGGUUCCAACGAUUCAUUUCAACUAUCGUUAUUUUGAGAUUAAAAACAAAGAUGGCUCAAUUCAGUGGUGGUUCGGAGGUGGAACCGAUCUCACACCUUACUAUCUAGAUGAAAGUGAUGCGAGGCAUUUCCACGGUACUCUGAAAUCGGCCUGCGAUAAACAUGAUCGUUCCUACUACUCGAAAUUGAAGAAGUGGUGUGAUGACUACUUUGUCAUAACUCACAGGGGCGAAAGAAGAGGAGUCGGUGGCAUUUUCUUUGAUGAUCUGGAUACACCAAGUCAGGAUGAAGCAUUCAAGUUUGUGACAUCUUGUGCUGAAGCUGUUAUUCCUUCCUACAUACCGAUUGUUAAGAAAAACAUGACCAAGGGUUACGGAUACCAUGAAAGGCAGUGGCAAUUAUUGCGUAGAGGAAGAUAUGUAGAAUUCAAUUUAAUUUAUGAUCGUGGGACGAAGUUUGGAUUGUAUACGCCUGGUGCUCGAUACGAAAGUAUUCUUAUGUCCCUUCCUUUGGUAGCUAAGUGGGAAUAUAUGCAUCAGCCAGAAGCUAAUUCUAAAGAGGAAAAGUUGAUGAAAGUAUUGAAGGAACCUAGAGAUUGGGUAAAAUAAUUUUGUAGCUUGAAAGUGAUGUUUGUUAAUAAUAGUAUAAUGCUCGUUUAUUUUCAAGGAGCAUUGCAUUUUACCUUAGUUAGUGAUGAGAAAAUUGUUAAAAAUAUUGUUCAGUUAUGUUUUUUUUCUGGUAUUUAGGAUAUUAAUAUAGAGCAAACAAAAAAUACCGGAAGAUUGAUCGAUUAUGUAAGUGGAAGACUGUUAUUAAUAUUUAUUUUUUAAGGCAUAUAAAAGACUUUUUUAAAGACAUAAAUAUUUUAUACCUACAGUUAGCUUAUAGCUACUUUAGAAUAAGUGUCGAUUUAAUAAAUCUCUAUAUUUAAU
Messenger RNA from Belonocnema kinseyi, 1743 nucleotides. RefSeq names its product oxygen-dependent coproporphyrinogen-III oxidase (gene Coprox). NCBI's taxonomy places the organism in Eukaryota, Metazoa, Arthropoda, Insecta, Hymenoptera, Cynipidae. The record is from RefSeq and is a predicted model, not a curated record. The coding region runs from base 256 to 1419 and encodes 387 amino acids. Gene Ontology annotation, cellular component: mitochondrial intermembrane space; cytoplasm. Gene Ontology annotation, molecular function: coproporphyrinogen oxidase activity. The transcript has 2 exons.